This is a messenger RNA of Somion occarium, 1843 nucleotides long. NCBI's taxonomy places the organism in Eukaryota, Fungi, Basidiomycota, Agaricomycetes, Polyporales, Cerrenaceae. The record is from the annotation of a GenBank genome assembly.
AAACAACUACUUCGUAUAUUCGUGUACAUGCCCUGCAUGUGUAUCAUCGACUGUUGACGUUGAAACGUUGACCGGGACCUGCGAACCCCAGUCAUUCUCUGACAGUAACUUUUCAUCAUCUUGAUUGGUCAAAUGAUACUUCGAAGCUGACGCUUUCAUCACAUGCGUCAAAAUCAAUCUUUUCGAAGACAAGCUCCAUCUUUCCGCAAGGCGGUAUCUCUUCGAUCCAACAUCCACUGCAUGCAGGGCAUUGCAGGCUUGAAUUCAGUUUUGUCUAGCGGUUACUUGUGACUCUGCUGUCGAAUCACGCCCACCAAUCUUUCGUCCAGUCUUCACGAACACGUUAAGUUCACGUCCUCGAGAGAGAUUUGUCGAAGCAUAUAUUUGCUUUGAGGCCCACCAGUCGACCGGAAUGCUCAAUCUGAGCCAUCCUUCGCCAACUCGCUCUAUUUAUGCAUGUCGGGUAACCUAAACAUUUGCCAAGUUUCUUUUGGCUCUUUUCUUAUAGUCAUGCAUUCAACCAAUAGAACACCUUGUCCAUCAUGAGCAUCAUGAUGUACAGAUCAGCAUAGAGAAGUAGAGCUGUAUUAGAACUUCAACUGUUUGCAGGUUCAUGCUGAUCUUCUAGCUCUUCAUCAAGGGUAAUGUUUCGUACUUUAUACAUAUAUCCUUCCUUUCAGGUGUAGGAGUGCUAACUCACUUCUCACCAAUGUCGUCGCAAGGAUUCCCGUUAGUGGAGCUUGUGGAUAGUGUUUCGAAGUUAGGCUAUCUUGCCGCAGGUGUCACUGCCAUAUGGCUUUGGGACUUCAUGAUAGCUUUACUGGAUUAUGUGCCGUUGUUUGGGGCACGUCGUAUGUCGUUGAGCGAUGUAGCGUACAUCGCAGCUCGCGUGUCAACAGCAGGGUUCCUUAUUGUUAUACUCAUUCAAUUAGUCGACGCAUCUCCCGAUGAUUGCGACUUCAAGUCUCGAGCCGUCGUUUGGUUCGGAGCAGUCGCUCCGCCUUUUAAUUCUUUGCUUUUCUUCCUCCGUGUCAGAGCCGUCUUUCGCGAAUCGCGUGUCAUCGUUGGCGUUUUCGCUCUUCUAUGGCUUUCUACCUUUACAACAAUCACCGUACCACUGACCUCGCACGUUGUCAGCAUUGAGGUCAUACGAAUGUGCUCAACUUCCACGUUACGGUCUUACGACUCUGUAGGGUGGGUCACAGUAGCGGUGUUUGACACUCUGGUCCUCAUCGCCAUAUCCAUCCGAGUCCUAUCUGGCAGUAUGGCGGUUUCACGGAAGGAAAGAUUCCGGGCCCUCCUGAGCGGAAAGGGUUUGGGCAACGUCUCGAGAAUACUCCUCCAAACAGGACAGCUAUAUUAUUUGGCUACUGUCGGGGUCAACAUUACCAUGGCUAUCAGCAUCUUCACCUCGGCAUCUGUACCUGUACAGAGCGGCCUCUCUAUCAUCGGCAUCGCCUUGCGGAAUAUGAUGGCUUGCAAGGUAUAUCGCCUUUUGAAGCUAGGGCUUAUUGAAAGUACGCCUCUGGCAACGUGGACUGUUCAUUUGCCAAAUGAAGUAGAGUUGGCUGUUUUGCCUACUCUCAACGUGGACAUUGUCCACCAAGACACGGGAAGGACUGUAGAUGGAAGAGCAGAUGGCAAUAAGUGGGUGUUGAAUGAAUUCGAAUGACUGCAAGACAAGACUUGUACAUUAAUUCCUCGAGCUUUGCUUCAAGUUCGUACUCCCUCUUCUGACUUGUGUCUCUAUAUAUUCGGUUGACGUUGUCAAUCGCGAGGCGGAAUGGUUGUACUGGUGGACAAACUUGAGAUCGAGUCUAACUGAACGAGAUGAUUGGUUGUA